UUUAUUACUUAUGCUUAUGCUGCUAUUUACACUUCAUUCAUAUUGGAAAUUUUUCAGAAGAUAAACUUAAAUCCUUAAACCCUCUCCUUCCCUGCCGAUCGACCCACGACGAGGUGGUGGCUGCGACGCCCUCAAGCCACUAAGGGUAAGAAAAAUAGAAAAAGAAAACGCUGAAGAGGAAGGUUGGAAAUGAGUUCUGAAGCUUUCCAAGUUGCUAAGGUGUACAGAAACUUGCUCAAAGCGGUAGUUAAACAUAUAGGCAAAGAAGACAGCAAGAGGCAUUUCAGAGAACAUGUAACAAAUGAAUUCAGGAAGAAUUUGGUAUUAUCAGACCUCAAAUCCGUUCGCCAGAAAAUAAAGCUUGCCCAAGACUACACUUAUUUUCUCAAUAGUGUACACCAUCACAAGGAACUGUUGUUUUCUUACAACAUUGCUGUAGAUAGAUCAGAAGAAAUGAAAAGAACACUUGGGAAGUCUGCUGCAAGUGUUGGUCUUCAACUACCCGAAGUUUAUGAACCUUGAGAGUUUACUAUUCAUUCACAUUUUGUCUCCACAAAAACAUUUUUGUACUUUGUUGGGAAUUUAGAGAUUUAUAUUCCUGAAAAAAAAAGCUCCACUACAGCUGGUGGACUAAUAAUUUUGUACUGUUUUUGCCAUUUCCUUCCUUCUCUUUUCCUCUUUGGAAACCAAAAUGGUAAUGAGCUUUUGGUUUGAGCACUCUUUUCUGGAGCAAUUACAGAAUAAUUGUUGAAGGGAUUUAUCUCAAUGUAUCUAUAUAUCUUACCUUUCUGAUGUU
Cannabis sativa is the source of this 796-nucleotide messenger RNA. RefSeq lists its product as uncharacterized. The coding region runs from base 190 to 522 and encodes 110 amino acids. Lineage: Eukaryota; Viridiplantae; Streptophyta; Magnoliopsida; Rosales; Cannabaceae. The transcript is spliced from 3 exons. The record is from RefSeq and is a predicted model, not a curated record.